CACAAAUGAAUAAUAAAUGAAUGUCUAUACUAGAUAUGAAUGAGAAGGAGCUGUGUGAAUUUAUGCCCGUCCAGAGUCUCAUUAGGAUCGAAGGCAAACGAUGCGGACUUUUCUUCAGGUAUAGACCUCCAAAUCCAGACGAAGGGUCUAUUAGAGUAUAUCCGGGAAAAUUAAACGUGACCGACACAUACCGAGUCAUUCCCGUGACUCUCGAUACCAGUGUUGAGGAUGUGAUGAUAUCAGCAUUGGAUCAGUUUGGCUUAGAUUCCGGUGAUUUAAAUCGAUAUCGUUUAGUAGAAGUUUCACUCGACAAAGGAUGUGUUCACGAGAGGACUAUGGAUAAUACGGAGAGUCCCUGGGCUAUCAUUAAAAGCACAGCUCGGGAUUCAAUUCGCCAGAAGGAGAACACGAGGUUUUAUCUUCAACAGGUGGAUGAGGUCUACUGUUCCAGUGUCGCCAUUUUUGUCGGCAAUUUACCACCAAAUCUCUCUCAACGACAAUAUGAAAGAAUUUUAAUUGAAUUAUUAGGAAAACCAUAUAAAUAUCGACAAAUCGGUCCAAUAUAUUAUGAAUACGGAUCACUUAUAGUGACCUACGAUAUCGCAGACAUUGCCGUUAAAGCCUAUUAUAUGCUGAGAGAAUCGAGUUAUGACGACAAGAAUCUGCUCGUUCUCCUAUUGCCUAAUAUUAUGGCUGAUAUGAUUCCACCCGGCGUUAGGGGCUCCGAACUUAUCUCAUCAUUCCGUAAACUAUUGAAUCCUUAUCAGGUCUAUGAUCUCGAAAAUGGCGGUCCUCUGCCCGGUCUAUAUGUUUGUCGACAUAUUAAAGACUAUAAGAUAUUGGUUUGUGGCGGAGACGGAACAGUUGGUUGGGUCCUGCAAUGUCUGGAUAAUGUGGGUCAAGAUUCUGAGUGUCAGUCGCCUCCGUGUGCUAUCGUGCCGUUGGGAACGGGUAAUGAUUUGGCGCGUGUGCUUCGAUGGGGUCCGGGAUAUACGGGUCAAGAGGACCCCAUCUCUGUGCUCAAGGAUGUGAUCGAUGCCGAAGAGAUACGAUUAGACCGCUGGACAGUAGUGUUUCAUUCCGAUGAAGCGACCAAACAGACUGAGGAGAAACCGGGUCUUCCGGCCAACAGUUCCGGUUCCACAUCCGAAGACAAUACCGCCAUCUUUGUUAUGAACAACUAUUUUGGACUCGGAAUAGACGCCGAUCUCUGCCUUAGUUUCCAUAACGCGCGGGAAGAAAAUCCCGAUAAGUUUAACAGCAGAUUGCAUAACAAAGGAGUGUAUGUGAAGACUGCUCUCAAAAAGAUGGUGAGUCGGAAGGUAUGGAAAGACUUACAUAAAGAAAUACGACUGGAAGUGGACGGAAAAGUGGUUAAUCUGCCUCCAGUUGAGGGCAUAAUCAUUCUCAAUAUAUUAAGUUGGGGUUCCGGUGCCAACCCAUGGGGUGUUGAAAAAGACGAUCAAUUCUCGCGGCCUAACCAUUACGAUGGUAUGUUAGAAGUAGUGGGUGUUAAUGGUGUUGUCCAUAUGGGCCAAAUACAAAGUGGUAUUAGGACUGCCAUUCGAAUAGCACAGGGUGGCCAUGUACGUAUCUCAAACAUGUUGAUCAUAUUUCAUUUAAUCCGAUUGAACACAGAUAUGCCGGUUCAGGUGGACGGCGAGCCUUGGAUACAAACGCCCGGCGAAGUCGUUAUAUUAAAGUCAGCCCUAAAG
Messenger RNA from Medioppia subpectinata, 1715 nucleotides. The record is from the annotation of a GenBank genome assembly. Lineage: Eukaryota; Metazoa; Arthropoda; Arachnida; Sarcoptiformes; Oppiidae.